This is a messenger RNA of Cylicostephanus goldi, 580 nucleotides long. NCBI's taxonomy places the organism in Eukaryota, Metazoa, Nematoda, Chromadorea, Rhabditida, Strongylidae. The record is from the annotation of a GenBank genome assembly.
AUUUGUUUUCCAAAAUCACGGAGAACACCAUGACAUUCAUAACUGAAACAUUUUCUGCAGGAAUGUCGUGAACAUUGUGUGCGAAGAUGGUGUUAGCUUCUUGGAAAUAUACGAGUGUAGCGAACGAUGGAAUGGUAUUCUUACCUGUGAAGCUACAAAUUCUGCCGGUUGUUGCAAAGUCUCAACGAUACUGUCGACCAUACGUGCAGAACCGGCAGAACGUCCGGUAGAGAUUCACCUUACAAAUGUUCCCUGCCAAGCGGACGCUGAAAUCACGUUACCAGGAGGAGAAAGUGGAGAUUUUGAGAAAGCUAUGUACAGAGUUGGGGAAGAAACCGAGAGACCCCCUUCGGUUUCCUGGUCGAUGUCCCCAUCAGAAAGGAGUUUUUCUGAAACGAGCACAUCAUCAGCUGCAGGACAGAAACCUAGCUUUGUACUCAGAAUGCCAGCGCAGAUAUACACAAAGGUCAAUGAGAACAUCCAGUUGAAGUGCGUUUUCUCUGGACAACCACUGCCCGCUGUUACUUGGGAAAAAGAUGGAAAUCUUGUUGAUUUGAACAAGUAUGUUGUUACUAUAUAA